UUGCAGCCAGUCAGCAUCGAAAUCCAGUAAAAUUUAAACCCGGAAAGAAACCUUCGAUUCCAUGAGUUCCACUAGCCACAACCCGUCCAGAUAUGCCAGCCGGGGGCUUUCGGUAUUACACUGGGGCCUCAUGGUUCUUAUGGUAAGUCCCGCUGUACAGGGUGCCGGUCAACGCUUCUGUGGGAAACAGCUGGUUAAGAUGCUGUCGAUGCUUUGCGAUGAGUUCCCGGAUCUUCAUUAUGGCGUAAAGAAGUCAAUGAUCGACUUCGACAAGAUGGACUAUUCCGUUGACGACUGGAUGCCGGGAUACGGUCCGGAGCAGGAUACGAUAAUCUCGAAUGAUCUGAUGGUUUCACCGAAUCACAUGUCGACCGAUCAACACGACCCGAAGGUGCCCCUCUGGGUAACCAUGAUGUACCCGCAGGAUUACGGUUUCCGUUCGAACGCCGGUCGUAACGAUCUGAUUCCGCCUCGUUUUCGGAAAAGCCCACGAGAGGGAAUCGUGAACGAGUGCUGCGUACGACCCUGCGGGAUCAAUCAGUUGCUCAAGUACUGCAAAACGGUAGCUUAAAUU
Messenger RNA from Sabethes cyaneus, 574 nucleotides. RefSeq lists its product as uncharacterized. Gene Ontology annotation, cellular component: extracellular region. The transcript is spliced from 3 exons. The record is from RefSeq and is a predicted model, not a curated record. Bases 62 to 571 code for a protein of 169 amino acids. Gene Ontology annotation, molecular function: hormone activity. Lineage: Eukaryota; Metazoa; Arthropoda; Insecta; Diptera; Culicidae.